AUGACAAUAUCUGCGCUCACCAAAAUCUCGGAUAUCCUAUUUCGAAAGAAGACGUUCGACGGUGGAUCCCAUUUGAAUUCCCAAAUGAAACGAUGUCUUACGAUACUUGAUGUGAUGUUCAUCGCUAUCGGUCAUAUGAUUGGAGCCGGGAUUUAUGUGCUCACGGGAUCGGUCGUCAGGAAUCAGGCGGGUCCGGCGAUCAUAUUGUCAUUCUUGUUUUCCGGAUUUGCCGCUUUGUUGUCGGCGUUCAGUUAUGCAGAGUUUGGAGCCAGAUUUCCGCGUGCUGGAAGUGCCUAUACCUACAGUUACGUGGGUAUGGGAGAGAUCUGGGCGUUCAUUGUGGGAUGGACGGUCCCAUUAGAGUAUAUGAUUGGAAAUGCGGCGGUGGCGAGAAGUUGGUCCGGUUACUUUGACACUUUGGUCUAUAAGAGUGUCUCCAAUUGGACAUUGACGAAUGUCGGACAUUUGAGUGAUGGACACGGAUUCUUCGCUCAAUACCCGGAUUUCCUUGCAUUCAUUCUGUUGUAUCUGGUGGCGAUUGCUGUGGCGAUGGGAUCGAAAUUUUCAGCCAAUGUGAACACCAGUUUUGUGGUGUUGAAUUUGGCGGUCCUCGCCUUCGUCAUAAUCUGCGGCUUCACCUACGCCGAUUUCUCCCUCUGGUCAGGUACCUACCCAGACGGCCGUUCCAAAUUCUUCCCCUACGGAAUCCAGGGAGCCGUAUCGGGUGCCUCCACCUGUUUUUUCGCAUUUAUAGGAUUUGAAGCCCUAGCGACCGCCGGGGAAGAAGCCAAGAAUCCUCAUCGGACGAUUCCUUUGGCCACUUUCAGUUCAUUGGCUAUAAUUAGUGUACUGUAUGUCCUAAUGGGGGCUUCGUUGACUCUUAUGGUACCGUAUGACCAAGUAGAUCCGGAUGCCGCGUUUGCAGCGGCGUUUGAGAUGAAAGGAGCAACUGUUGCGAAGAUUAUAAUGAGUGUUGGAGCUCUCGCCGGAAUGCUUAAUAACCUUGUCACCGGAGCAUUUGCCUUGCCGAGAGCUGUCUAUGCGAUGGCCGAUGACGGAUUGAUAUUUGGGUGGUUUGGAGUUAUCAACUCAAGAACUAAGACCCCCCUUAACGCCACUAUCGCAUUCACUAUUAUCAAUUCGGUGCUCGCAUUGGUUUUCGAUUUGGAGGCACUCGUGGACUUUAUGUCGAUUGGAACACUGUUGGCUUAUUCGAUGGUGUCGUUGUGUGUUGUGAUAUUGAGGCAUCAGAAGAUGUUGAAGGAUGGAAGUGAGGAGGAGUAUGAUGAUGGCGGCACACUAAAACCGUGGGUACCAUUCCGCUCCUUCUGGGACAACUUCUCUGACGGAAUCUCGAUUCGGUGUGCAACAGGUGCCCUGAUCUUCGGAUACGUCUGUCUCGCGCUUCCAUUCAAGACCGGAAUAUUCAGUAAUGCAGGUGGAAUUAUUCUAUUGGUUGUGGGCGCCGUCUGCUCAAUUAUCUCGUUUAUUUUCAUUUUGGGACAUGAACAGAACAAGUCGACGGCUACUUAUAAGGUCCCCUUUGUCCCAUUCCUCCCAUGCCUUGGUCUCCUCAUCAACGUAUUUAUGAUGGUAUAUCUUAAUUUAAUGACAUGGAUCCGACUAUUCGUAUGGCUUGCAAUCGGAAUUUUGAUCUACAUUGGUUACGGUAUUCGACAUAGUAAGGAGGCGAAGAAGAUGAAGAAUACAGUGGUGUCGAGUGAUAUGGCGGUGCUGAAGAACGGGGCGAACACCAAAGUUCAUUAA
Messenger RNA from Caenorhabditis remanei, 1767 nucleotides. RefSeq lists its product as uncharacterized. Lineage: Eukaryota; Metazoa; Nematoda; Chromadorea; Rhabditida; Rhabditidae. Gene Ontology annotation, molecular function: amino acid transmembrane transporter activity. Gene Ontology annotation, biological process: amino acid transport; transmembrane transport. Gene Ontology annotation, cellular component: plasma membrane. The coding region runs from base 1 to 1767 and encodes 588 amino acids. The transcript is spliced from 6 exons. The record is from RefSeq and is a predicted model, not a curated record.